Messenger RNA from Talaromyces amestolkiae, 1608 nucleotides. RefSeq lists its product as uncharacterized. The transcript is spliced from 3 exons. Gene Ontology annotation, cellular component: membrane. NCBI's taxonomy places the organism in Eukaryota, Fungi, Ascomycota, Eurotiomycetes, Eurotiales, Trichocomaceae. The record is from RefSeq and is a predicted model, not a curated record. Gene Ontology annotation, molecular function: L-amino acid transmembrane transporter activity. Bases 1 to 1608 code for a protein of 535 amino acids. Gene Ontology annotation, biological process: amino acid transmembrane transport.
AUGUCGGACGUUGAAUCAUCGGAACACACGCCUCUGCUUUCCCCAUCAUCAUCCGCUUCGUCCAAUGUCAUUUCCCCCGACGCCCCAGACCGAUCCGUCGAACAUGAUACUAUUCCCGAGACCGCUACAUAUGGAAGAAACAUCUCAUGGUCCAGCGCGUACAUCCUGGUAAUAUCUCGUGUUAUCGGCUCSGGAAUUUUCGCAACACCGGGUGCCAUCGUCAAGUCUGUCGGCAGUAUAGGACUGGCAUUAUCACUCUGGGUGGUAGGAACCAUUCUUUCCGCUUGUGGUCUGGCUGUAUCGCUCGAAUAUGGCUGUAUGUUGCCUCGCUCCGGAGGUGACAAGGUAUAUUUGGAGUUCACAUAUCGGUAUCCGCGUUUUUUAGCGUCGACGCUGGUGGCCGUACAAGCAGUUCUGCUAGGGUUUACGGCUAGUAAUUGCAUUAUAUUCUCCAAAUAUACCUUUUUCGCAUUCAAUGUUGUGCCGAGCGACCUUCAGAAUAAGAUUCUGGCCAUUGGCCUGUUGACUUUGAUCACGAUUGUGCAUGGUUGUUUCAUGAGGACUGGUAUCGCUAUUCAGAAUGCACUUGGAUGGGUCAAGAUUUUCCUAGUCGUCUUUAUGGCACUUAGCGGGAUCUAUGUAAUACUCUUCCAUCAAGGGGAAGAUUUUACUGGUGCACUUACGAGGAAUAAGGAAAGCGACCUUUGGAAGGAUUUGUGGGCAGAUUCCGAUUGGAGUUGGAAUACUAUCUCGACUUCAUUAUUCAAAGUUUUUUAUUCCUAUGCGGGCUUGAGUAACGCCAAUAACGUCUUGAACGAAGUCAAGAAUCCAGUACGGACACUGCGUGGUGUCAGCCUAGCAGCUUUACUCACAUCGUGCCUGUUGUAUAUGCUAGCAAACGUGGCCUACUUUCUGGUUGUACCACUUGACGAAAUCAAACAGAGCGGUGAGCUAGUUGCGGCUCUUUUCUUCGAGCGCGCGUUCGGUCCUAGAUGGGGGAGGACCUUCUUGCCUCUGAUGAUUGCCGUCUCGGCGGCUGCUAAUGUCAUGGUUGUGACAUUUGCUUUGGCUCGCGUGAAUCAAGAAGUUGCCCGACAGGGGUUUUUACCUUUUGCGAGGAUAAUAUCCAGCUCAAAGCCGUUCAACUCCCCAUUUUGGGGACUAAUAAUUCACUACAUUCCAUCUGUGUUAGUGAUUGGUCUUCCCUCACAAGGAGCCGUGUACAAUUUUAUCCUGGACGUCGAAGGUUAUCCCGGGCAGAUAUUCGGCCUGGCUGUUGCAGCGGGACUUGUACUGCUCCGUCGUAGAAGACCAGACUUGAAGCGGCCUUUCAAAGCCUGGCUACCUGCCGUGUGGCUUAAAAUCGCGACUAGUGUCGCCCUUCUCGCCGCGCCAUUCUUCCCUCCGCCAGAUUGGAAGGGCGAUGUCGACUUUUUCUACGCGACGUAUGCAAUUGUGGGCGUUAGCAUCAUUUUGUUCGGCAUUCUAUACUGGUAUAUUUGGACGAUCCUACUUCCCCGAUUUGGAAAUUACACAUUAGAGGAGGAGGUGGAAGUUCUGGACGAUGGCACAAGCAUCACGAAGCUCGUGCAUAAGUCCAAGAGCUAA